This is a messenger RNA of Leopardus geoffroyi (Geoffroy's cat), 5369 nucleotides long. RefSeq names its product adhesion G protein-coupled receptor D1 (gene ADGRD1). The record is from RefSeq and is a predicted model, not a curated record. NCBI's taxonomy places the organism in Eukaryota, Metazoa, Chordata, Mammalia, Carnivora, Felidae. The transcript is spliced from 26 exons. Gene Ontology annotation, biological process: adenylate cyclase-activating G protein-coupled receptor signaling pathway; cell surface receptor signaling pathway. The coding region runs from base 696 to 3416 and encodes 906 amino acids. Gene Ontology annotation, cellular component: membrane. Gene Ontology annotation, molecular function: G protein-coupled receptor activity.
UCGACGCAGGGCUUACGGCUCGCGGUCCGUUUUCCGUUUAUGAACGUUUGCUCUGCUUUUGAGGGCGCUGGCAGGCAGCACCCGGUCGCCGCGGACACGCGUGCCUGUCCGGUCGGCCGGCUGUUCUCGACGGACUGGUGUUAGGACCCAGGAAGGACGCAGCAGCCAGGGGUAUAAAUAGAGAAGCAGAACGAAGUUUGAGGAGAGAGCCUGACAUCAUUCCCUCUCCACCCAGAGCUGGGGCCGGACGGGGCGUCAGCCUGAGUCAGAGCGGGAGCUGGGCAGCGGGGCGGGCGGGAGCCCGGGGACGACCUUCGGAGCCGUCCAGCUCCGCCCGCGUCAAGGUGAGGGACGAGGGUCCGAGGGUCCGACUGCCAGCCUGGCUGCAGACAGACAAAGACUCCGGAAAGGAAAGCAAACACGGACGGCCCCGCGGGGCUCUGUGAGCUGCGGCCAGUUGGGGACCGUCCUGGAAGGGCGCCGAUCGCUGAGAACGCUCAGGUUUGGGGACGAGGAGGAAAACACCCGCCGGCUCUCCAGGACGGCUGCGUUUCACACGCUAAAGAGAACCAGAUUUCUUGCUUUCCGGACCCUGUGAAAAUGUCCCUUUCCCAGGGAAGUGAAAGUUAGGGAGCACACGUUGUCACGGACGCUCAGGAAUUGCACUCGGAUCGCCUUUCAGCCUCCGAGAAGCCAUGAGGAAGCUGCUGUGUCUGUGCUGGGGGCACCCCUGGCUGCUGCUGUUUUAUUGCGAUUUUCAGGUGCGGGGAGUCUACUCCAGGUCAGUGGCCCAUCCAGGGUUUGAGGUCUUGGCUUCUGCUUCCCAUUAUUGGCCGCUGGAAACUGUGGACGGGAUCCACGAACUUCAAGACACGACUGGAGCGUUGCGAACCCACAACCUCACUGUGCUUCCUUCCCAUAAUUCUACCUUUGUUCGUACCAAUGACUCUGCCUACUCAAAUUUCUCUGCAACUGUAGACAUCAUGGAAGGAAAAGUCAGCAAGGGUGUUUACCUCAGAGAGGAGAAGGGAGUGACCCUUCUCUACUACGGCCAGUACAACACAUCCUGCAUCAGCAACCCGGCAAAGUGCGACCCCGACGGGGUCACGUUUUCUUUUUUCUGGAAGACGCACGGAGAGCAGUCCAGACCGAUCCCUUCUGCAUACGGGGGACAGGUCAUUUCUGAAGGGUUCAAGGUCUGCUCCAGCGGCGGCAAGGGCUCCGUGGAGCUGUACACGCGGGAGAACGCCAAGACGUGGGAGGCCACCUUCAGCCCGCCAGGUCCCUACUGGACUCAUGUCUUGUUUACAUGGAAAUCCAAGGAGGGUCUGAAAGUCUAUGUCAAUGGGACCCUGAGCACCUCCGACCCAAGCGGCAAAGUGUCUCAUGCCUACGGGGAGCCCAGCGUCAACCUCGUGAUCGGGUCUGAGCAGGACCAGACCAAGCGUUAUGAGGUCGGAGCUUUCGAUGAGUUCAUCGUCUGGGAACGGGCCCUGACCCCGGACGAGAUCGCGAUGUACUUCACAGCUGCCGUUGGAAAGCAUGCUUUGUUGUCUUCGACGCCACCAAGCUUCUUCAUGACACCCCCAGCCAACACUGUGCUGCCCGCCAACGCCUACCAUCCUAUCAUAACCAACUUGACGGAGAAGAGAAAGAACCUCCAGAGUCCAGGAACGGUACUGAGUUACCUGCGAAACGUGUCCCUCAACUUACCCAGUAAGCCCCUCUCCCAGGAAACAGCGCUGAACCUCACCAAGGCUUUCUUAAAAACCAUGGGAGAGGUUCUUCAACUGCCCAGUUGGAUUGAUGUGUCAGAGGACAGCGCCGUCGUGCUGGGCUUGAUAGAGACCGUCGACACCGUCAUGGGCCACAUCUCUUCCAACGUGCAAGCCAGCGACCCUCAGGUCACCAUCAUCGGCUCUUCCUCCAUGGCAGAGUUCUCUGUGGCCAAACUCCUACCCGAGGCCAUAAAUUCCUCCCACUACCGCUUCCCGGCUCAGGGGCAGAGCUACAUCGAGGUUCCCCACGAGGCUUUCCGCAGCCAAGCCUGGACCACCAUCGUGGGCCUUCUCUACCACACGAUGCACAAUUACCUGGACAACAUCUGGCCAGCCAAGACCAAGAUUGCUGAGGCAGCAAAUUACAAAACCCACCCGCUGUCUGCAGCCAGCUACCUGAUUUCCCUGGAGGUGUCCCCACCGCCGACGCUGUCCCAGAACUUGUCAGGAUCUCCUCUGGUCACGGUCCAGCUCAGGCACAGACUGUCCCGCCGGCAGCGCAGCGAGGCCACCAACAGCAGCAACCAGGUCUUCCUAUAUUGUGCCUUCCUGGACUUCAGCUCCGGAGAAGGGGUCUGGUCCAACCAGGGCUGCGUGCUCGCGGAAGGGAACCUCAGCUACUCCGUCUGCCGCUGCACUCACCUCACCAACUUCGCCAUCCUGAUGCAGGUGGUCCCGCUGGAGCUCACACAAGGACAGCAGGUGGCGCUCUCGUCCAUCUCUUACAUCGGCUGCUCCCUGUCCGUGGUCUGCCUGGUGCUCACGCUGGUCACCUUCGCCAUGCUCUCCUCAGUCAGCACCAUCCGGAACCAGCGCUACCAUAUCCAUGCCAACCUGUCCUUUGCUGUCCUCGUGGCCCAGAUCCUUCUGCUCAUCAGCUUCAGCUUCAAGCCUGGCACAGUCCCCUGCCAGGUGCUGGCCGUGCUCCUGCACUACUUCUUCCUGAGUGCCUUUGCCUGGAUGCUGGUGGAAGGGUUGCAUCUCUACAGCAUGGUGAUCAAGGUCUUUGGCUCAGAGGACAGCAAGCAUCUCUACUACUAUGGGAUAGGAUGGGGUUUUCCUCUCGUCAUUUGCAUCAUUUCCAUAUCGUUUGCCAUGAACAGUUAUGGAACAAAUAACAACUGCUGGCUCUCCAUCACGAGCGGCGCCGUCUGGGCCUUCGUGGCCCCUGCCCUGUCCAUCAUUGUGGUGAACGUCGGCAUCCUCGUCGCCGUGACCAGGGUCAUUUCACAGAUCAGCGCUGACAACUACAAGAUCCAUGGGGACCCUAGUGCCUUCAAGUUGACGGCGAAAGCUGUGGCCGUGCUGCUGCCCAUCCUGGGAACCUCCUGGGUCUUUGGCGUGCUCGCUGUCAACAGCCAGGCCGUGGUCUUCCAGUACAUGUUUGCGGUUCUCAACUCCCUGCAGGGGUUUUUCAUCUUCCUUUUCCAUUGUCUCCUGAAUUCAGAGGUGAGGGCCGCCUUCAAGCACAAAACCAAGGUCUGGACCCUGACGAGUAGCUCCAACCGCAACACUAACGCGAAGCCCUUCAGCUCUGACAUCAUGAACGGGACCCGGCCGGGCACAGUGUCCACCAGGCUCAGCCCCUGGGACAAGAGCAGCCAAUCUGCACACCGUGUGGACCUGUCUACCGUGUGAGCAGGGAGGCUGCAGCCGCCGUCCUGCUGCUCAGAACACACCCGCAGACGAACCACGAGAAGCCCUCUGCCUUCACCACGAGACCCUCUCCUUGCUGCUGUCUGGAUAUGGGGGUCGUGGCCCCCGGGACAGGCUUCCUUGCCUCCCACCCGCCCCGUGUGACAGAGCCCACCGCCGGGCCCGCAGCCCUCCCGGCUCUGGUCCGCCUGUGGCCGAGCGACUGUCCCCCAGGGCACCUGCUGUGGGUGCACAGGCCCCAGGGCCUGUCGCACCAGGAAGGGUGGGUUAGCCUGGGAGCCACGAUGGGGCCUCGGGACCAAAGGGGAGGGUCCCGCGGGGAGGCGGAAGCCCCCAGAGGGUCAGGCAGAGGCGGACGGGCCGUGUGGGGAGCGUGAGAAAUGUCCUCGACCUGCUGAAUCAGCCGCAACAAGCUCCGAGGAGCCAGCGCCAGCUGAGGGGGGCCCCUCACGCUCCGGCCGUGCCGCCCCUGCCAGGCCUCUGCGGGGCCGGGGCUUUGGGCUGGGGUCUCUGGCCGCUCAGGCCCGGCCGCGGGCGAAGAGCCAGGUGGGCCGCUGCUGGGAGUGCUCCGGUCCCUCUCAAGGUCGGCCUUGACGUGGGCCGCGCCGUGAGCACCUGAGCCUUCCCUGCACCCGCGGCCCCCGGGAGCUGGCUGCCGGCCUGCGGUUGGCUUCCCGCGGCCCAGCUUCCCGGAGCUGCUUCCUGGUCACUCACAGACACCUGUCUGUGUUUAACGGGCAGACGCGGUGGCGGGUGGUGCGGCGGGUUCCGCGUUGCUGCGACGGCAACCACACCUCGCCGCCCGCACGGCCACCCGAGCCACGGACCCGGGGACGGUGGCCUGACGGUGGCCGGGUCUUCCUGUUGAUGUUGCUUUGCAGACUGGGACUCGGGCCCGUAGGAGAUGGGAGCGACCCUUACCCCUCCACGCGCGGGCAGGGUCCUUGACCCUAGAUGUGAACCCAGACGCCACCGAAUAUUCGGAAACAGGCUGUGACCGCUGGCUGUGACCGUGGCGUCAGCACUAAGGGUCUGUGAGAUGUGUGGGUGAGAAGUUCAAACCCGUAGCCGAUACUGGAAAAUCUUCCUGUAAAGCUGUGACCGUGGUAGCAUUAAGCCCUUCCCGCCCCAUGCGCCCACUGGGUCUCGGAGUGAAUUUUCUCCAUGGUUCUGUGGACCUUCUCCAUCUUGGUCGGGUGCCUUCCUAAUGUAACGCACCCCCGUCACGGCGGGCGCAGCAGUCACCCACAGGCGUCUCCUGCGUGGGGAGGGGCUGGACACAGAGCCACGUGUCGACCGCAGGGGAUCUUUGUUCUUCCGUCCCAGUGAGGCCCCGGGCACAGCAGCGACUCGGCACAGGGUGACGAUGUCCGUUACCUUCUGUGCAGCCCCUGGGGACGGGCUGGGGUGUCGACCGCCACAGAGACCCCGUGUGUAGUGAGAAGUCCGAGCGUGCCCGGCCCCUGCCCAGGCUUCUCCUCAUGACUCCAGAAACCAGAUCGCUUGCAACUCACGGGCAUCCUUGUCAGGCCCGUGAGCCCCUAGAAGUGAGAACACUGUAUCCUGAGGUCUACACUUGGAUUUUUGUUUCUUUUGUUUCUGGUGAAGCAAAUCAAGUAAGGAACCGUCUUCACUUUAGAUGGAUUUCUUUUGUUUUAAACUCAGCAUAUUCGCUCUACAUAGCUAAUCUAUCAAGGGAAGUAAUGAACAAAUUUUUAUUUCUAAUGAAGGAAAGCAGUGCACUUUAUUUAUAGGCUAUAGGUUUCGGCUUCUGCGGUGCUUUAUUAUCUACACGUAAUUUGGCCAAAGAUAAGAAAUUGGAAAGGACAGCGUGUUUAGAGUAGUUUAUGGCACAGGAAAGACGAUGGAUGCCACUGAGGAGUGAAAAUAUGUUGUAAUUUUUAUGAAAUAAAAUCUUAAUGUCCUUAAGAUGAA